AUGAGCAGACCAAAAACAAUCGAUUCAUUCUUUAAGAAAAAAUGUGCGAGUCAUUCAGAGGUUAAUAGUGAUACACCUUUAAAUAGACCGUUAGCAACGGAUCUUAAUGCUUCAGUGAUUGAUGAACGGCCUUCCAAAUGUCCAAGAAUCCUUCCUGAAGAAAUUGAUGCCACCUCUCUGCAACGUGAUCCAGGAAAACGUCCACAAAUAUGGGAAUUUCCUGUAAACUUACAAGAUGAAAUGCGACGUGCUUAUCUUAGAGCUGGCCCAUGUCAACCUAUUCUUAAACCUACAGAAUAUCCAGUUUCAGGACCGGAGAAUCAUCGUCGUCGAUUUCAAGCUUCUUGGUUUCAGACAUACUCAACUUGGUUGGAAUAUUCGGAAUCAAAGGAUGCUAUCUUUUGUCAUCCAUGUUACAUUUUUGCUAAGAAAUCAACAGGCCGUCUAGGAUCAGAUGCAUUUACAGUGAAAGGUUUUAAGAAUUGGAAAAAGGUGAAUGAUGGAAUGAAUUGUCCUUUAAUGGGGCAUGUGGGGACAGAUCCCAAUUCACCACAUAAAAUUGCUGUGAAAUGUUGUGAAGAUCUGAAGAAUUAUUCACGGCAUAUUGGCAAGUUAAUUGAAAAACAGUCAUCACAAGAAAUAGAGAAUAAUCGAUUGCGGCUCAAAACCUCAAUAGAUAGUGUUCGAAGGCUAGCAUUUCAAGCAUGUGCAUUCAGAGGUCAUGAUGAAAGCUCCGACUCAAAAAAUCAAGGUAACUUCAUUAAAUUGAUAAAGUUUUUAGCAACUUUUAAUGAUAAAGUUGAUGGAGUUGUGUUGACAAAUGCUCCACGGAAUGCCAAAUAUACAUCACCCCAAAUUCAAAAAGAAAUUUUGCAUAUCUUUGCAACUAAAGUACGAGAUGUGAUUCGUAAAGAAAUUGGGGAUGCUAAAUUUUGCAUUCUUGUUGAUGAAGCUCGGGAUGAGUCAAAAAGGGAGCAAAUGGCAAUCAUUUUGAGAUUUGUUGAUAAAGAUAGUUUUAUUCGAGAGAGAUUCUUUCAUAUUGUCCAUGUCAAAGAUACUACUGCAUUAACUUUAAAAAAGAAGAUAUGUGAUUUCCUUUCUUGUAACGACCUCAAAAUUCAGAAUAUUCGAGGUCAGGGAUAUGAUGGAGGUAGUAAUAUGCGUGGAGAAUGGAAUGGGCUACAAGCUUUAUUUCUUAGAGAAUGUCCAUAUGCAUAUUAUGUGCAUUGCUUUGCUCAUAAGCUACAAUUAGCUUUGGUUGCAGCAUCUAGAUAA
Molecule: messenger RNA, 1275 nt
Organism: Alnus glutinosa
Lineage: Eukaryota; Viridiplantae; Streptophyta; Magnoliopsida; Fagales; Betulaceae
Exons: 1
Coding region: 1-1275 (424 amino acids)
Source: RefSeq, a predicted model, not a curated record